UCCUGGCUCCUGGCUCCUCCUGGGCUCGGCGGCGGUGGGAAGGCGCAGGCGCGGUUGGCGGCCGGCAGAGCGCAGAGUAGUGGCGCGGGGCGCGCGUGAAUCAUCAUCCAAGGACCUACCAGAGACCACAAGAAAACAUGGGGAGAAUUUUCCUCACAGGAGAAAAAGCCAAUUCAGUAUUAAAACGCUACCCAAGAGCUAAUGGACUUUUUGAAGAGAUAAGGCAGGGCAAUAUUGAACGUGAAUGCAAAGAAGAAGUCUGCACAUUUGAAGAAGCAAGAGAAGCUUUUGAAAAUAAUGAAAAAACUAAGGAGUUUUGGAACACUUACACAAAAGCACAACAAGGAGAGAGUAACAGAGGAAGUGACUGGUUUCAGUUUUACCUUACCUUUCCAUUAAUCUUUGGCCUCUUCAUUAUCCUCCUUGUCAUUUUCCUCAUCUGGAGAUGCUUCCUAAGAAACAAAACUCGCAGACAGACGGUGACUGAAGGCCAUAUUCCUUUCCCUCAGCACCUCAAUAUUAUCACUCCGCCUCCCCCACCAGAUGAAGUCUUUGAUAGCAGCGGAUUGUCGCCAGGCUUUCUGGAAUAUGUAGUUGGGCGCUCAGAUUCCGUCUCCACUCGCCUGUCCAACUGCGAUCCCCCACCGACCUACGAGGAAGCCACUGGUCAGGUGAACCUGCGGAGGAGUGAAACAGAACCUCAUUUAGAUCCACCCCCGGAGUAUGAGGACAUCAUCAACUCCAACUCAGCCAGUGCCAUUGCUAUGGUGCCUGUGGUCACCACCAUCAAAUGAAACUGCACACUUCUUUUUAUUAUAAUCAUUUUUAAAAUACUAAUGAAAGAACUUUCUAGCACUUUACCACUACAUAAAUGUGCAUUUGACUUAUUGGAUUCUGACAGCAUACCACUUCACAUCCUCUGAUUUGAUUUUCAUUAGUUUUGUUUCCUACUAUAAAUUCAUUAUCUAUGCUCAUUUUUGCUAAUGGAAAUAUGUUGAGGGAAAAAUACUAGUGGAGGUCUUCAUGUGAGGAGAUGUACAUGUGUGUACGCAUAUAUGUUUAUGUAUAUAUGUACAUGCACAUAUAUGUGUUUGUACAUCAGCCCAGUAUAUGGGCAACUGUCUUAAAAAGUCAUUAACAUCUAUCUAAAUCACCUGUAAAGUUAGAACAUUACUCACCAAAAUCGGGGUAGGGGAGAAGGCACCAACAAGUUGUGUAACAGGUAGCAACAUGCUGUUGAAUUUUGAAAAUAAGAUGAACUUAGCAUGUUUUCUAAUUCUUACAGGCUUUUGUUAACCUUCUUCAACUACCUUAAAAGGAAAAAAAAAAUGCAUGUAGUCAAUCUUGACUUUAGGAACAUCUCAGAAGGCGACAGAGAAGGAAGGUACAAUAAAUAAUACCUUGCUUAUUAACAGUGGACAGCAAGAAAAUCAUGGGUCCUUAGUGGCAUUGGGCUAGUUUUGUAGGAGGGAUUUUUGUUGCUGUUUGUUAUUGACUGCCUCCCCCACAAAAAUUAAACAGUAUUUGCGGGCUUCCCUGGUGGCGCAGUGGUUGAGAAUCUGCUUGCCAAUGCAGGGCACACGGGUUCGAGCCCUGGUCUGGGAAGAUCCCACAUGCCACGGAGCAACUAGGCCCGUGAGCCACAAUUACUGAGCCUGCGCGUCUGGAGCCUGUGCCCCGCAACGGGAGGGGCCGCGAUGGUGAGAGGCCCGCGCACCGCGAUGAAGAGUGGCCCCCGCUUGCCACAACUAGAGAAAGCCCUCGCAGAGAAACGAAGACCCAACACAGCCAAAAAUAAAUAAAUAAACAAAGUAAAACAAUGCCUUAAAAAAAAAAAAAUUCUAAAAAAAAAAAAAACAGUAUUUGCUCAGUAUCUUUGCAUGUCUCAUGCUAUUUGUAUUAACAUCUUGAUGGAGUGGAUUUCCUGGCAAAAGAAUAAUUUCUCAAGUAGAUACACGUAUUAAUGACAGGGAACAGAUGCAGAUUUCUCCUUUGCCCAUUGGCGACAGUAUUUUUUUCUCGUUGUUUCAUUGCCCUUUACUCUACCUUACUCUCCUUCUCCUACCACCACAGAAUCUUCAAGCACCUAAGAAUUUAGUUAAAAUUCCUGAAAUUAUUUUCUUAAUGUUUUUAUAUAGAGUGAAGCCUUUGUCUCAAGAUGUUUAGGAGGCAAUUUUCCAUUAAAUUAAGAGCUGUGAUUUUUAUAUUGUUCUCCAGUUGGUGGAGGAAGAUUGCAAAGUCUGUGCUGUGCCAGGUGCACAAUAAAUCUAGUGAUACCUGCACACAGACCUCAUUCAUUGUUGCUAUUUCAUUUUGUAUUUUCAUCAGAUUUUUUUUUUAACUGCAGGAUUUUUACUUUUCCCUUGGAGCAGGGGGAACAGGCUGUGAAUGAACUGCCAACAUAAACUGGCUCAGAAAGGAAAAAUAAAACUUAUACAUGCACUGAUGGAAAAUUCAUUAUAUCGGUCAGGGAAAUGUCUGUGCCACUCCCAUGACUGCGUAGUGUUGGAUAAAAUGGUUGAGCAGGCAGAAGGAAUGCAGGUUUCGGAAGUGUCAUACCCUGCUGCCUCCAUCUCCAGCCCACCCAGACUCCCCCAAACCAAAGGAAGGAGGACCCUGAACUAAGGAGUCAGAUGACCUGAAUUCGAAUUCCGCUCUGCCAUACACUUGCCAGGCUAACUUGGCAAAGACCCACAUCUGACCCUCAAAUUCCUCCCCUCUGAAACAGCAAUAGUAUGGUGUGCCCUGCCUUUCUCCUGGGGCUUUAAAAGUAUCUAAUGAGAUGGUGUGCAUGAAAGUCAUUUGUAAGACGUGAAGAGCUCUCUAGGUGAAAGGUCAUAGCAUUGUCCCCAUUGCUCCUGUGAAGGGAGAAUUUUCUCCCCGUUUCCCUAAAAUGUAUGUGUUUUCACAUAGUGAGGAAGUAGAGUAGGCGGCUCCGUAAAUGGCUAACGUGCUCCUAAUCUGAGUCUGUGGGCUCUUAGUUAAACACCUGUCAUUCUCUGGUCUCUACCAAUGCUGGGCCUACUUAAUGACGACUGCCAGCUCAGCACAAACAGGAUUAAGCAAAUGUUGGAAAGGGAACUAAGAUGUCUAUGUUUAGAUAAUAGGUUUUAUAGCUUUCAUGGACUAAAAAUGAAUAAAUCUUGAACCUGGUCUCAGCAGAAAUGACAAUAUUAUUUUGAAUUUGGUCAUGAGUACAUGGUGAUCUGUGGCUUCUAUUUAAAGCUGAGAGUGGGAGUGUUUGAGCCAGUGAUUUGUGUGCAUGUGUGUAGGUAUGUAUUUUGGUUUAUUUUUAAAGCAAAAGUAAGGCUCCUUUUGUGUGGACUUCUUUUUUGUCAUUAAUAACAGGCCUUAGAUUAAACCAGCAGUUUUCAAAGUGUGGCCAAUGAACCCCUGGGUGUCCUUGAGACACCUUUGAGGGGAUCUGUGGGAUCAAAAGUAUUCUCAUAAUAAUAACCAAGACAUUAAUUGUCUUUCCACUCUCUCUCUCUCAAAAAGUAGUUAAAAAUGUAAAAGCCAUCUUCCCAUGAAUUUUUUUUUGUUUUAGAAAAUAUAACUAUUUUCUUUAAAGUGUUAUUUAUGUUAGCAUGUAAUGGACUUUUUACUUUUUAAAUGAAUAAAUACUUAAAAAUUUUUUGUUUUACUUUCAUAGAUGGCAAAUACUGGUAGAUAUAAACUCCAUAAACAAAAGCUCUUUGGUGUCCGGAUCCCCAACAAAUGUUGAGUAUAAAAGGGUUUGGAGACCAAAAGUUUGAGAAUUACAGGAUUAGACAAAGAAGCAGGAUGUUCUAUUACUAAGUAUGUAUUCUUGCAAUUUUAUUUUACAUUCUAAACUCCUGGUAUUGGACUUAAUGCUGCCUCUUAGAGAUACCCGAAUUUCAGUAUAAGAAUGAAUGUUGAUCCUUGAAGGAAAAGCCAAAUGAUUAAACUGAUCAAUGACUACAGCUUUUUAGACUGUUGGUCACAGACCACACUACUCCACAGUGAUAACUGGCAUCAGCCACAGGUCUCCUGGCAGCAUUCAGGUGAUAAUGACAAGAUAAGUAAAUUUUUAAGAUAAACAGAAUAAAUACUUUCUUCAAGAAACAGUCUCUUCGGUUACUUUGUUUUGUUUGCUAUUGGUUUGGGUUUGACAUUUUUAGAAACCCUUUUGCUACCCCAUCUGGUUUUAUAAACUGCGUUUCUUAACAUUUGUUAUAAUUAAAGGGGCUUAUCUGGAAUAACAUUUUUUAUGCUUUGGCCUUUCUUACCUGACUAUUACAUUCACCUUUGAUUAUUUUUAAUAAAGGUUUAUUUUUACAGAUAUAUUUAGUACUUUCCUUAAGCAGUAACUAAACUGAAUCAACCAAUGUGCAUUUAAAUGAAAGAAUGGGCUUCCGGGUCUUCCAGUGGACCCGUUUCCAGGCCUCCACAUGUACUGCUUGUGUCUGGAAUUCUAGAACUGGCACUUUUCUGCCUCCCUGCUUUGAAUGUUACAAUGAACUGUAUCUGUUUAAAGUAAAUUAAAUGAUUUCUUGUUUUCCUAUUGACCAGUACAAAUACAGAUGCUGUGUUUGAUUCAUUGUUACUGAUGACUUCAAGAUUGAUGAUCUGAUAGGAUUAACUGUGGAGGUAGCUUUAACUUGGUUCUGUGUAAAUAGCAUGUAUUUUAUAAUAUUACACAUUUUUAAACACUUGGUUUACAUUAAAUUAUGGUAUUUAACUAUUUUUAUGUUUAUUCUAGGUAAGGUUUUUCUUAUGUUUCUGUGUUUUUG
Balaenoptera ricei (Rice's whale) is the source of this 4754-nucleotide messenger RNA. It is a transcript of the gene PRRG1, whose product is annotated as proline rich and Gla domain 1. The transcript is spliced from 4 exons. The record is from RefSeq and is a predicted model, not a curated record. NCBI's taxonomy places the organism in Eukaryota, Metazoa, Chordata, Mammalia, Artiodactyla, Balaenopteridae. Gene Ontology annotation, cellular component: extracellular region. The coding region runs from base 138 to 794 and encodes 218 amino acids. Gene Ontology annotation, molecular function: calcium ion binding.